Molecule: messenger RNA, 1014 nt
Organism: Galeopterus variegatus (Sunda flying lemur)
Lineage: Eukaryota; Metazoa; Chordata; Mammalia; Dermoptera; Cynocephalidae
Product: olfactory receptor 52B2-like
Biological process (GO): G protein-coupled receptor signaling pathway
Cellular component (GO): membrane
Molecular function (GO): G protein-coupled receptor activity; olfactory receptor activity
Source: RefSeq, a predicted model, not a curated record
AUGGGUGAGGACAGAAAUACCAGCACCUUCAACAUCUCCUACACCAACUUCUUUCUGGUGGGUUUCCCUGGAUUCGAGUGGCGGCCCCUCCUGGUUCUGCCUCUUACCUUCCUCUAUGUGACCAUCCCCUUGGCCAAUGCCCUGGUCAUCCACACAGUGGUGGCCCAGCGGAAUCUGCAUCAGCCCAUGUACAUGCUCGUUGCUCUCCUCCUGGCUGUCAACAUUUGUGCUGCCACAGCUGUGAUGCCUAAAAUGCUGGAGGGCUUCGUGCAUUAUGCUAACCCCAUAUCACUGCAUGGCUGCCUGGCCCAGAUGUUCUUUAGCUACUUCACCCUCCUUCUGGACUACAACCUCCUGCUAGCAAUGGCCCUGGACCGCUAUGUGGCCAUCUGCCACCCACUCUGCUAUACUGACCUGAUGACCUCCUGCCUGCUGGGCCUGCUGGCCAUUUUUGCCCUGACACGCAUCCUGGGAGUGAUAGUGCCCUUGGUAGUGCUAACUGCACAAGCUCAAUUCUGCCGGACAGCAGUGAUUCAACACUUCACCUGGGAGUACAUUGCACUGCUGAGCAUAGAUUGUGGAGACCUGACCUUCAACAACUGGUUAGGUCUGGCUAUGUGGUUGGUCAAUGUGACCAUUGAUCUGGCCCUACUGGGGACCUCCUACACCCACAUCCUGUGUGCUGCCUUCCAGAUCUUUUCUGGGGGAGCCCGAGCCAAGGCCUUGCACACAUGUGGCUCUCACUUAUUGGUCAUCCUUACCAUCUACCUCUCUGGUCUUUCUACUUCCAUCGUCUUCCGAGUGGCCAAGACUGUGUCUCAAGAUGUCCAGAAUCUUCUCAGUGCCAUCUACUUGCUGCCCCCAGGAACCUUGAAUCCUGUCAUUUAUGGGGUGAGGAUUAGGGAGAUCCAGCAAUGUGCAGAAGAGAUGCUCUGUGGAAAGAAAGCGCAGGAGGUUGGGGAGAAGCCAAAGAGGCUACAGACAGUGAGAGUGGAGAGGAAAUUGCCAGGGUGA